Molecule: messenger RNA, 594 nt
Organism: Adineta ricciae
Lineage: Eukaryota; Metazoa; Rotifera; Eurotatoria; Adinetida; Adinetidae
Source: the annotation of a GenBank genome assembly
AUGUUUGUAAUCCAAGCAACAGUAUUCAUAAAUCUCGUAUUGUUACCAUUCGCAUCAUGGGCUCGUGGAACAGGUUCGAUAUAUAGUUCACCUAAUAUGGAUAAAAAUUGUAAUAAAACAAUAACAUUAAAUGGCGAUAAAUUACCGGGAACAUUUUUCAGUUUAAGUUCAGGAAAUUAUGAACAAAAUCUGAAUUGUUCUUUAACAAUAAAGGCACCGACGCAAAAUCAACGAAUUAUACUUGUUAUUGAUAAAAUGGAUAUUUCAUGUGAUGGUGAUACAAUAAAGAUAUAUGAUGGAAAAAUAGAUACAACAACUAUCUUGAACAAGAAUCAAUCACAACAAUGUGGAAUAACCAAACCUUAUUUUCGAACAAUAAAUUCGAAUACAGCCAUUAUACAAUUCACAUCCAAUGCUGACGGCAAAGUUGGAAGUGGUUUCGUCAUAAACGUGGCAAUUAACUUUCCUGUGGCUACAUGUUCACGAAAUGAUAAUUUAUAUCGCUGUAAAAACAAGUAUUGUAUAUCAAAUUUAUUCAAUUGUGAUGAUCGAAAUUGGUGUGGUGAUAAUACUCAAUCAUUUGUUUGUCGCUAA